This is a messenger RNA of Lactuca saligna, 336 nucleotides long. Lineage: Eukaryota; Viridiplantae; Streptophyta; Magnoliopsida; Asterales; Asteraceae. The record is from the annotation of a GenBank genome assembly.
AUGUCGAGGUCACAAGUGAGUCACUUGAGCCCAUCCUCCCUACAUCGGAAUGAGAGCACGCCUGUCGGAGGAUUGAUUUCUACAGUGAGACACAGGACCUCAACCGCCAUUACCUUCGCUCCUCCAUCGUUCUCCUUCUUCACUUCUGACAGCCUCCAUCAUCGGAGCCGCCCAAUCAUCAUCCAGUCACGAGCAACCCAACCACCAAUGGAAGCCGUAACCACCAUCAUGCGUACGUUGCUGAUGCUGCCCUUCGACGAGGACAAAGUCGUCGCCUGCUGCCUUAAGGAUGUGUGCCUUCGCGACAUGGUUGCCGACGAUGUAACCGAAUCGUGA